AUGGCAUUUAGAAAAUCAAAUGUAUAUUUAAGUUUAGUGAAUAGUUAUCUUAUUGAUUCACCACAACCAUCAUCAAUUAAUUAUUGAUGAAAUAUGGGUUCAUUAUUAGGUUUAUGUUUAGUUAUUCAAAUUGUAACUGGUAUUUUUAUAGCUAUGCAUUAUUCAUCUAAUAUUGAAUUAGCUUUUUCUUCUGUUGAACAUAUUAUAAGAGAUGUUCAUUCAGGUUAUAUUUUAAGAUAUUUACAUGCAAAUGGUGCAUCAUUCUUUUUUAUGGUAAUGUUUAUGCAUAUGGCUAAAGGUUUAUAUUAUGGUUCAUAUAGAUCACCAAGAGUACUAUUAUGAAAUGUAGGUGUAAUUAUUUUCAUUUUAACUAUUGCUACAGCUUUUUUAGGUUAUUGUUGUGUUUAUGGACAGAUGUCACAUUGAGGUGCACUAGUUAUUACUAAUUUAUUUUCAGCAAUUCCAUUUGUAGGUAACGAUAUUGUAUCUUGAUUAUGAGGUGGGUUCUCAGUAUCUAACCCUCUAAUCCAGAGAUUCUUUGCGUUACAUUACUUAGUACCUUUUAUUAUUGCAGCAAUGGUUAUUAUGCAUUUAAUGGCAUUACAUAUUCAUGGUUCAUCUAAUCCAUUAGGUAUUACAGGUAAUUUAGAUAGAAUUCCAAUGCAUUCAUACUUUAUUUUUAAAGAUUUAGUAACUGUAUUUUUAUUUAUGUUAAUUUUAGCAUUAUUUGUAUUCUAUUCACCUAAUACUUUAGGUCAUCCUGAUAAUUAUAUUCCAGGUAAUCCUUUAGUAACACCAGCAUCUAUUGUACCUGAAUGAUAUUUAUUACCAUUCUAUGCUAUUUUAAGAUCUAUUCCUGAUAAAUUAUUAGGAGUUAUUCUAAUGUUUGCAGCUAUUUUAGUAUUAUUAGUUUUACCAUUUACUGAUAGAAGUGUAGUAAGAGGUAAUACUUUUAAAGUAUUAUCUAAAUUCUUCUUCUUUAUCUUUGUAUUCAAUUUCGUAUUAUUAGGACAAAUUGGAGCAUGCCAUGUAGAAGUACCUUAUGUCUUAAUGGGACAAAUCGCUACAUUUAUCUACUUCGCAUAUUUCUUAAUUAUUGUACCUGUUAUCUCUACUAUUGAAAAUGUUUUAUUCUAUAUUGGUAGAGUUAAUAAAUAA
Molecule: messenger RNA, 1158 nt
Organism: Saccharomyces paradoxus
Lineage: Eukaryota; Fungi; Ascomycota; Saccharomycetes; Saccharomycetales; Saccharomycetaceae
Source: the annotation of a RefSeq genome assembly